AUGAAAAUGGCGAUUGAAGAAGUUCCCUUGCAGAUCUUCACGAUCCCCAAACCAAAUGUUUCGUACUUGACAGAGACCGAAGCCUCAAAGCCGGUCCUGCUUGAGUCUUAUCAUGUGGACCUGCUCCCUGAGUACGGUUACAUCAGUCAAGAGUUUUUGAUUUCCGGAGUCGCUCAAGGUGAAUCAUUUUGUACACGCCUUCUACUUCGUCGUCCGGCAGAUCUUCAAAAUUUCUCCGGGUUUGCUGUCGAGGAGCCGUCUCACUUGUGGGGUGGAACCAGUAUCUGGCGUCACACCAACCGCUGGCUUAUGCGUAAUGGCCACGCUUGGCUGGAAGUUGACUCCCAGGCUCCAUCGGCCAUCAGUAAAAUCAAGGAUGUUGACCCUGAGCGAUAUGAACAAGUACAUUUCAUCCCAGGUCCUACUUCCGAUGAAUUUGCCGAUAAUAUUCCUUUCGUGACGGAUGUAUCAAAGGAGACUUUGAGCGAAGCUUACAAUGAAUUCAAAGCCAAAUGGUGGCCUGCAACCUUGCAGUCUCCCGAAAUUCUGGCGGCCGCCUCGUACGCAUUAAGGUCAGGGCAGUUGGGCAUUAAAGCAUGUUGGGUUGUUCUCAGCGGUCUAUCGCAGACGGGCGGACUGACAAGGCGUUUUAUCACCCAUUCGUCGCACUUGCGGCUGCCAGAUAGCUCCCAUCCUUUUGAAGGAUACGUUCCUUGCCAAUCUGGCGGAGCUGCACUUCCGGACUGUGCACCUGCCAAGAUCAUUGAGCUUCUGGGAGAAUCCGAGUUCCCAUCCGUUCGGCUCCCUUGUGGUGUGAGUGGCCAGGUGAAAGACACAAGACAUCGCCGCGCCGAUAGUGAUUGCUUUCGAUUGUACGAGAUUGCGGGAAUGGCCCAUCGCGAGUCUCGGUACGCUUCAGUGACCGACUUGAAGCGCUUGGCCGUCGCUGAUCUCAAGGGCGCUCAAUGGAGUACUUUCCCGAACUCCUUCAUUUAUCAUGCUGUCUUUGAGUCAGUGGUCAAGUGGAUUUGCGAUGGCACAAUCCCACCAGCGAGUGCAUUCAUCAAAACAAUCGGAGAAACAGAUGACAUUGUGCGAGACAAGCAUGGAAAUGCCAUAAAUGGAGUGAGAACCCUUCACACUGAGGUGCCUCUCGCACGCAUCGUCGCUGCGACACCUAAAGGCAGGCCAAAUUGGUACUGUGGAUCGGAGUGGCCUUACUCGGAAGACGAGUUACGCGGGAUUUAUGGAUCGGUCGCCGGGUAUCGAAUGCUAGCUGGUGCCGCUAUUGCAAACCAAGUUCAGUCGGGCUUCUUGCUUCCAGUAGAUGCGGAAGUCCUUCGCCGGGAGACCGUCGAACAAGUGAACUUUUGUUAA
This is a messenger RNA of Penicillium concentricum, 1377 nucleotides long. RefSeq lists its product as uncharacterized. The record is from RefSeq and is a predicted model, not a curated record. NCBI's taxonomy places the organism in Eukaryota, Fungi, Ascomycota, Eurotiomycetes, Eurotiales, Aspergillaceae. The coding region runs from base 1 to 1377 and encodes 458 amino acids. The transcript is spliced from 3 exons.